Anthonomus grandis grandis is the source of this 700-nucleotide messenger RNA. RefSeq names its product cuticle protein 64-like. Bases 29 to 679 code for a protein of 216 amino acids. The record is from RefSeq and is a predicted model, not a curated record. The transcript has 2 exons. Lineage: Eukaryota; Metazoa; Arthropoda; Insecta; Coleoptera; Curculionidae.
UUAAGAAUCUCACAUUAUUGAGCUAAGCAUGUUGUUCCCCUCAGUACCAGUUGUUUUGGCGAUGUUGGUGGCAUGUUCAUUAGCAGCUCCAGGUUUUCUACAUAGCUAUAGCGAUAUAGCAGUUCCUGUCGCUACUAGCUACAGCAACAGAUAUGACGUGCAUGAACAUACGGUACCCAUUGUAAAAACUUAUGCAGCUCCAUACGUUACUAAAGUUGUCGAGCCAGCUUAUGGAUACGCUGACUUAUAUGAUGGUUAUGGAUAUGGGCAUGAUAGUUAUGGACAUGGCUGGCAGUUCUUAAUAGAACCAUCUAAGAAAAUGUACCAACAACUCGCUUUAGUAGCUUUGUGCGUUAUCUCAGUUGCUUACGGUGCACCUUCACCGGGAUACCUUGGCGGUUACCAUGCCCUUCCAGCAGCAACCUCCUAUUCUUCACGAAUUGACAUUCAUGGACCUGAAUAUGUGAAGACAUAUGCCGCUCCUGUGAUAGCUAAAACGGUAGUUGCAGCACCAAUUGUGAAAACCGUAAUUCCCACUGUUGGUUAUCAUCAUGAACCAUUGUUAGGAUAUAGUAGUUAUGGAUAUGGAUUAGGACAUGGGUUUGGCCAUGGAUACGGACAUGAUUAUGGAUUAGGCUAUGGACAUGGAAUCGGACUUGAACAUGGACACUACUAUUGAGGCGUGUAGUAAAUGAAUGUU